GGCGAGGCCGAGGCGGUCGGGGCCCGUUUCAAACCGGCGGUCGCUGGGCCGCGGCCCGGCUCGAGAUGGCGGAGAGCGACAGGGCGGAGGCGGCCGCGCCGCGCCGAGCCGAGGAGGCGGCCGGCCAGGCGCCACAGCCGGCGCCGCAGCAGCAGCAGCAGCCGGCACCGCAACAACAGACGCCGCAACAGCCGCCGCAGGAUGAGGAGGCGGCGGCGGCCGCGGCACCCGGUAGCGGCGCGGGCAGCGCAAAUGGCGUCAAAAUGGAUAAUGAUGAGACAGCAAAAGAAGGGAAAGCACCUGUGAAAGAAAAGUUCGUUGCAAAAGCAAAGGCAAUCCCUUCUCUUGGAAACAAGAAUAAAUUCCACCCCUAUGCAAAGGAGAAGAAUGCAGGCUCUGGAGACAAGAAGGCUGUUAAUCGCAAUAGAGUUUUUAUUAGCAACAUCCCGUAUGACAUGAAAUGGCAAGCUAUUAAAGACCUGAUGAGAGAGAAAGUUGGUGAGGUUACAUACGUGGAGCUGUUUAAGGAUGCUGAAGGAAAAUCAAGGGGUUGUGGUGUGGUUGAAUUCAAAGAUGAAGAAUUUGUUAAGAAGGCAUUAGACACUAUGAACAAAUAUGAUCUUAGUGGAAGACCCCUGAAUAUUAAAGAGGAUCCUGAAGGGGAACAUGCUCGUAGGGCACUGCAGCGGGGAGGAGGGCAGUUUCCAGGAGGACAUGGACCUGAUGCAGCACCUGGAAUGAUGAAUUUACCACCUUCUAUUCUCAAUAAUCCAAACAUUCCUCCUGAGGUUAUCAGUAAUUUGCAAGCAGGCAGGCUUGGAUCCACGAUUUUUGUUGCCAAUCUUGACUUCAAAGUUGGCUGGAAGAAACUGAAGGAGGUAUUCAGCAUUGCUGGAACUGUGAAGCGUGCAGACAUCAAAGAAGAUAAAGAUGGCAAGAGUCGAGGAAUGGGGACAGUUACCUUUGAACAAGCAAUUGAAGCUGUUCAAGCAAUAUCUAUGUUCAAUGGGCAAUUCCUGUUUGAUAGACCCAUGCAUGUAAAAAUGGAUGACAAAUCAGUUCCUCAUGAAGACUUCCGUGUUGUGGACAGCAAAAGCUCACAAUUACCUCGUGGUCUUGGUGGCAUUGGUAUGGGACUUGGACCAGGUGGACAGCCCAUCAGUGCAACACAGCUGAGCAUGGGUGGUGGAAUGGGGAGCAUGGGUCCAGGAGGUAUGGGAAUAGACGGCCCAGGAUUUGGUGGAAUGAGUAGAAUGGGAGGCGGACUUCCUGGAUUUCGUGGAAUGGAAGGAAUGCCUAACAUGGGAGGAUUUGGAGUCAACCGAAUGGGAGAAAUGUUCCGUGGUGGAAUGGGAGCAAACAUGGAAAGAGAAUUUGGUCGUGGUGACAUGGCAUUGAACCGUGGUUUUGGAGAGUCUUUUGGAAGGAUGGGUGGUGCAAUGAUUGGUGUUUUUGCAGGAGGAAUGGGAGCACCUAGCAUGGGCCCAGUAAGAUCUGGAAUGAGUGGUGGCAUGGGUGGUAUGAACAAUAUGGCUGGAGGAAUGGGAAUGGAUCGGAUGGGUUCCGGUUUUGAUCGAAUGGGACCUGCCAUGGGUGGAGGCCUGGACAGGAACAUGGACAUCGAUCGAGGAUUUGUGCCUGGCCCGAUGGGAGGUGGCAUGAGAGAGAGAUUGGGCUCCAAAGGCAACCAGAUAUUUGUGAGAAAUCUUCCUUUUGACUUGACCUGGCAGAAGCUAAAGGAGAAAUUCAGUCAAUGUGGUCAUGUAAUGUUUGCAGAAAUAAAAAUGGAGAAUGGAAAAUCAAAGGGCUGUGGAACAGUCAGAUUUGACUCACCAGAAUCUGCUGAAAAGGCCUGUAGGAUAAUGAACGGCAUAAAAAUCAGUGGCAGAGAAAUUGAUGUCCGCUUGGAUCGCAAUGCAUAAUUUAAAACCGUGUGUUCAGGAACAUUCCUAUGUCUGUUUAGCUUCUCUGUCUUAGUAAGUCAUUUUUAGUAACAUUGUAUGCUUACAAAAGCUGUAAAAAGGAACUUUUAAAUCCCACCAGCCUUUAACAGUAUAGUGUUUAAUAUACUGUGAUACUUGUUAACUGAAUCUUACUAUGUUUGGUUUUUAAAGACAAUUCGCCUGAUUUUUGUUGUUUUUUUAGAGGCACUGAGCACCUGCAGGUCCCUAUAGACUGGGGAUGCUUUGGAUGCUCAGCGCCUUUGGAAAAUUAGGCCAAGUGUCUCUAGUCAUUCAGUUUAAAUGAAUGGUUAUACUGUUUUUAAUAAAAUAAGCCAUUUUCUCUGUUAAUCUCCAGAUUGCAUAGUGGGAUUUAUUUAGUGUUUUCUGAUCUUUUUUUUUUCCCCGCCAAAUGUGUGUUAUCAACAUUGUAAUGUAAGAAGUAGAUGUCUUUUUCAGAAUUUUGGUUUUAUAUGUGCGUUGUAGUCAUACUGUAAUUCUUGACUCUAAAAGAAAGGGCUCCAAUUAGGCUGUGAUGUUUUUGUUCUACUUAAUAUUACUUUAAUGACAUGACUUAGUUCUGUAUAUAAGAUGUAGAGCCCAAUGGGAGUUUGGAGUGGGUUUUUUAAAUUUUAUUUUGACUAAAUGAAGAAACUGAUCUUUUUCUCCUGCUUUUAUUUUUUUCAUCAGCAUAAUCACUGAUUAAAACUAGUUACCACAGACCCUUGUAGGAUUGUUUCCUAUGAUGCCAAGUUCAUAUAAAAUUGAUAAUACAGUAAAUACUAAGUACAGGACAAGACAAAUUGUUCCCAAUUUUUUAUCUAUUUUCCAGCCAUUCAGGUGAACUGCCAGAAAAAUAAAACCAACAGAACAAAUAAGAGAAAUGGCUGUGUAUGUCAGACCACUGCUGUUCACUUCUAUGGGUCCUGCUGUAUUUAUGAAGGCAGUUUUUAUAAACCAGGGUAUUCCCAAACAGAGCAUAUCAAAUACAUUGGAUCCUACAAUGUUAGACAUAGCCAUAUCUCCAUUUCCUGUAAAAGAAGAAAUACAAAUAAGUUGGCUUAAUUGUAUUGCAUGAAAUUGCCAAACUGUUUUGGAGGAACAGACUGCCAGCCCUCAGUUUGUCACAGAGGACCCUUUUCAGAUUUUGCAUUGGAAGAACUAUAGUCCCGAUUCUACAGAACAUGGGUACCACAACCAUAAAAAGUCUCCCUAAAUCACCAGCAUCUGCACAGUGGCACUUAAAAUUAAGAUAGGCUAUUAUAAAGUCCAGUUAUGUUUAAAAUACUGAGGCCUACAUUUGUGUUCUGCAGUAAAACUGUAAUGCAUAAUCAACAACAAAUAAACCAAUCUAGAAUACUUCUCUGAGGUACUCUGAGAAGUUUUUAAAUGUCUGAGCCACAGCUUUUUCAGGUAAGCUAUUUAUUUAUUUUUAGUAAACUUCAGCUCUAGAAUCUGAAGCAUGGAUUUUGAGGUUACUCCUUGAAUUUAUCAAAAUGUUGACUAGAAUUCUUUCUUUUUGUAGUACCUUUUUAAAACACAUCCAGUGGCAUGGGCCUAAAUUCUAAAAUCUUUACCUUUUCGAGCCACCAGCACACUUGCAACUGUAUCUGGUACACUCGUUCCUGCUGCGAGUAACGUGAGACCCAUGACUGACUCUGGGAUUCCCAGCGUUUCACCUGCAGUUGAGAAAUAAGGGUAGAAAAUGUAAGUGUGGUUUUAGUUAGGGCUCAUCCACAGAAAGUGCUUUGGACUUUGUUUGCUGGAGAAUGAAUGAAUAAUCAUACAGUAGUUUCAUAUGGAAUGUAUCAGCUACCUUAACUACAUGUGAGGUGACUGAACCACAAAGCAGUUAAAACAAAAAGUAACAACAAA
Messenger RNA from Motacilla alba alba, 3815 nucleotides. It is a transcript of the gene MYEF2, whose product is annotated as myelin expression factor 2. The coding region runs from base 66 to 1922 and encodes 618 amino acids. The record is from RefSeq and is a predicted model, not a curated record. Gene Ontology annotation, molecular function: mRNA binding. Lineage: Eukaryota; Metazoa; Chordata; Aves; Passeriformes; Motacillidae. Gene Ontology annotation, biological process: regulation of mRNA stability involved in response to oxidative stress. The transcript is spliced from 17 exons. Gene Ontology annotation, cellular component: nucleus; cytoplasm; post-mRNA release spliceosomal complex.